UUGAAAAUUUAACACUAUUUUCAAUCUAACUUUAUCUUUCUUUCCCCUUUCCUCCUCCUCCCUCAACAAAAGCCGUCUAAAAUUAAACUCCUCGCAACAAAACCAUUUCGACUUCUCAAACCCUAAUUUACAGUACACCGAUUUCGAUCUCCAUUUCUGUCAACUUCAUUAACCAACUGGAACAUUGACACAAAGGCAAAAAAUGGAAUGCGACUAUCUGCAGUCCAUAUGGUUAAUAUAUUCAUGUUUGGGGGAACUAUAGUUUGGUGAAUUCUUAUGUUUUCCCCUAAUAUUCGACUGUACCACCAGCUAAUUUUGGGUUUCCUUGGGAAGAGGUUUAGGCUAGUGUGAUACAUGCAUGACCAUUAAUAUGUACUGAGCAUAAUAAGCAGCAAAAUCAGAUUUUGAGGAGUCUUUGUGUUACACAUCAAGUUACAUACUUAUUGUGGUCCUCUGAAUCAAUGCAAUUUGAUAAGAGUUGUGUAACGAGAAAACUUUGACCUCUCAUUUCUCAUGCUCUCUUUUAGGUAAAUAUUUUCCAAGUAAAAGAACUGUUGUAAAUGACCUGUGGUCUAGGUUAUCUAUGCCUGGUAACGAAGUCGCAGACAAGGUCCACAAUUUCUUUGAGCAAGACAACUUGUCCGAGGGACAGCAUCAAUCUCAAGUUCCAGGUGGCAAUUGGCCGUUGCCAAAUAGCAACUUGUGGGUUGGAAGCCAGAGACAAGUUGGAACCCAGCUUGCUUCCAAUCUAAAGACUUACGGUGUACAACAAUCAGAUACUGAAAGAGGAAGUGGCACUCCUCCACGAAUUCCCCUUGGUUCAAAUCUUACACAGUUGACUUCCAGGACUGAGUUUGCGAAGAACCAAUUGAGAAACCAGCAGCAAGGAAAUGCUGUCAUGAAUAGAGACUCAGGAAGGCUGGAAGCUGCUGAAGCUUCUAGAAAUUUCCAUGGUGGGCAGCCACUCAUGAGGGGUCAGCAGGUUGGCGGGUCACAACCUCAGUCAAGGCAGCAGCAGCAGCCAGGGCUUAAUGACUUGCCGGUAUGGCAACAAAAUCUUAUGCUUAGUCGAUUGCAGGAGCUUCAGAGACAGCGUCAAAUUCAGCUACUACAACAACAGCAGAAUCCGAUGAACAUUCCGCCCGCGUUGGCGAGACAGUUAGCUGAGCAGUUACCAUCUGUUGUCAAUGGAAUGCCCGUUCACGAUGGAUCCAACUUUUUUUGGCCGGGUGAGCACAUGGGAGGUGAACCAAAAGUUCCAAAUACCUCACAAGCGGUCAUGGGUGGCAAUAUGAAUUGGUCGCAGCAUGCUGGAUCUCCUUCUAUGCAUGGAUCUGCCAAUGGACCUAUGUUUUCACAUGAUCAUGGGCAGGUGGCUCGUUCCUCGGGACUGGUACAACAGCAGUUUGAUCAGUCGUUAUAUGGUGCUCCUGUUGCUAACACAAGAGGUGCAUUUAAUCAGAUUCGCAAUCAAGGAACGUCUCAUGAUUACGAUGAUGCAUCAAACAAGGCUAGAGGCAACCAAGGAUCAAAGCCUGCGGUUCAGUCACCGGCUUUUAAUAAUUCUUUUCAUGGCAACCAAUCCACGAUAUUUCAAGAUGAUGUAAGCACGCCUGAUAACCAUUUCACUUCUAAGCAGGAAUUUCGUGGAAGGCUUGAUCCUAGUGGGUGGCCUGGAAACUUACAAGAAAAAGUGAUCUCUCAAGUUGGACCUUCUCAGGAUUCAGUCAGCUUAGAUCCUACAGAGAAAAAGAUUUUGUUCAAUGAAGAUGAGAAUUGGGAAUCUCCAUUUGGUGGUGGGGUUGGAAACACUGGAGCAGGAGGCUUUGGUAACGCUAUGGAAAGCUCAGAAUUUGCAUUUUCUUCCAUGCAGAGUGGUAGUUGGAGUGCUUUAAUGCAGUCUGCCGUGGCAGAAACGUCUAGCAGUGACACUGGAGUUCAGGAUGAGUGGAGUGGUUUGAGUUAUCAACAGACGGAUCAAUCAACUGGAAAUCAACCUGGGACGUUUAGUGAAAGUGGUAAGGAACGGGCCAGUUGGGUUGAUAACAAUACACAUAAAACCUCUUCUUUGACUUCGCGGUCUUUCCCGUUGUUUGAUGAUGCCAAUAUGGGUCCAAAUAGUUCUAGCAUCCCUGGAUUUCAGCAACCAGGCAUCAAAUCAUCCUUUCAACAAGGGCAAGCGGUACAGAACAAUGUGCCACAUGAAUUUAUCCAGGAAACCCCCAUGGGAGGCCAGUGGUUGAAUCAAAAUAUUCAAAAGAAGUCACAGGUUGAGGGGAUUAGUCAAGUUCAAUCGUCAACGGUGGUGGAUAAUGCUCCAGAAGGUGCUUGGAAUGGCCAUUCUUAUGAGCAAUCGGAAAGUUCUGCACAUUCGGCUGAAACUGAGUUGAAUGCUCAUGCGAUGCAAGGCUCUUGGGUUCAUAGAAAGAGCAUGUCUUCGUAUAACACUAGCGGCACACCUUCUAAUAAUCAAAAUGGUUGGAAUGUUAAUGAUACUAUGUCACAAAGGGGAAAUGUGGCAUCGACGUUUUCUGAUAAUUUAAGCAACAUACAACUUUCUCAAGGAAGUGACCAGAAGAGAGGAAUGCAAACACAAAAAGGCCAUGAUAAUGGUAUAUGGAAGGUCAGUGACAGUCACAUGGAAAAUUCCUUCCCUAGUUCGUCUGGAGUACCAAAUCCAACCAUUGCAAGGGGCAACCAGGAAACAAACCGACAUAUCCAAAAUACACAUCAAACAGAUAGAGUGGAGACUGUGGAAAACUUCCAGCAUCAUUUUGACAAUGGACCACGGGUUUUCGAAUCAUCUAUGAAUAACUCAGACAAUGGAACAACUGAAAAUUUCAAUGGGAAGCAAGAAAACUUCUACCAGAAAGAGAGCUCAAAUGAUAGUCAGAAGUCUAACCAAUCUCAUCAUACUGUUUUAAGUGGGAGUCUGCGAAAAAAUGUGUUAACUGGAAGUGAUUCACAUGCAUUGACUAGUGGCAAUCAGAUGUUUGAGGCAAAGCUCGGACGACCAGCACAUGGUCCACGUGAUUUUCAGCAUCAUCCAGUGGGAAAUUUGGAUAUGGAUCCUACUGACAGCAGGGAUCAUGUAAUCCACCCAGAUAACCAAUCUCAGCAAGUAAUUCGAGGAUCGAAGUCUCAUGAAUUAGGGCACUUUGGGCAGUCAAAAUUUGUUGGCCAUCUUCGUGACAAAGCUAUAGACAUGGGAAAGGGGCAUUCUUCUGAAAUUCAUGGAAAUCCAGACGGACCAAUGGAGAUGCCUCCCAGAGGCACUCGUCCAGGUUAUGGUUCUCGCAUAACUGGCUCUUUUGAUGGAAAGUCUGGCCUUGUCACUUCAAGCCCAAAGGCUCUUCAAUCUAGUGAUUUUGGCCAUGGCAAUCAAAAUAUGCUUGAGCUAAUUCAUAAGGUAGAUCAAUCAAGGGAGCAAAGCGUUGUAAGGCACUUAGGCUCCUCUGGUGCACAUCCUUCAUCUGAGAUGCCAGAGUCAGAAGCUUCCCAUGGAUCCAUUACUCAACAUCAAGUGAACCAUCCUUCUUCUAUGCAAGGGUUUGGUUUACGCUUGGGUCCUCCAUCUCAACGGGUUCCUGCAUCAAACCAUGUUUUCUCUCCUCAGAAUCCUUCAAAAGCAGUUAAUGAUCUGAAUUCAAGAUAUGUUGAAUCUGAUGUUGGAGAGACACGUGUUAUGCCAACUUCACACCCUUCUCAUGAAAUAUCUGAAGGAGUAAAUCAAGACAACAAACUUAGUGGUGCAGGCCAAUCUGGAAGUCAAACCUGGAAUACGCAUGCAAAAUCUUCUGAGGCAACAUCCUCAAACAAUGAACUGCAACGACAGCACAUGUCUGGUGCAAGUGGCCAAGUGAUGAACAAUCAUACCUUUGCUAGACACUCUUCCUUUAUACAGCCACACAACUCACAUGAUGCACCCCUAGCUGAUCAAUCUACCCACGCUUCACUGCCUGGUGCAACUAGCAAGAUUUCACCCUCAAAUCAUGAUCCAGCCUUGCAGCCUACUCUUAUGCCAGGCAUGUCUCAUCAGGGUACCUCUUCAGUGCUGCCUAAUGUUUGGAAUAAUGUCCCCACUCAGCACCAUCCAGCUAGUAUUCGACCUCACAAGGUUCCCCUUCAAUCCAUCCACUCGUCGAAUAAUAAUCCUGCAUCUACUUUAGCCACGCACAAUAGUCAAGAAAUCGCGAAAAGAGAAAAUGUUCCAUCUGAUUAUGGUAUAUGCUCUGUCAAUUCUCAGCAGUCCUUCGGGGAGGAGCGAUUUGAAAAAGAAAGCUCCUGGCGGCAGCCACCAUCUGAAAGGACGGGCCUGGUCUCACAGAUAUCCGGUGCUUCCCAAGAACCCCAAGUCAUGGCAGCCCGUGCACACCAGCAGGAAGCUGAUAGGGAAAAAUAUGGAAAAGACUCAUCUAUGGUUGCCCAUACAGAUCACGCAUCUCAGCAAACCACUGCUGCUUGCAGCAGAGAUAUUGAAGCCUUUGGUCGCUCUUUGAGACCAUCUCAAAAUUUACAUCAAAGUUACUCCUUGCUACAACAAGUUCAGGCUGUGAAGGGUGUGGAGAAUGAUUCCAUUAUGAAUGAUGCUAAGAGGUUUAAAGGAGCAAAUUACGGUACGGAUAUGCAAAGGAUAGUUUCUAGGUCAGGACAGCAAUUAUUCUACGGGCAAAAUUCAGUUGCCAGAGACGGUGUUGAUAAUGACCCGAAGGAAGCAGGUCAGCAUUCUUCAUAUCCAUCUGAUGGCAAUAAGCCACUGACCUUUUCUUCCGAGGCAAGAGAAGUUCAGGUUAGACCUGCGUCUUCUGAACCUGGUCAUGGUGAUAUACCUUCUCAAGUUGGGCUCACGAUGGGGAAGAUGAGUCAUCGAAUUCAUUCUGGCCAUCCUAGUUUGACAUCUGGUGGAUCUGAGAGUCGUCAUGUUAGUCCACAAAUGGCCGCCACCUGGUUUGAGCAGUAUGGGGCUUUUAAAAACGGGCAGCUGCUGCAGAUGCAUGCUGCUCAAGGGACAUUGAAAAACAUUGCACAAAACUCAGUUUUUGGGAAGGUUUCGGAGAGGUUGCAUGAAGAUGCUUUGACCAAUCAAAUCCAUGCUGAUGCCAAUCAAUUUGGAGGGGAAACUGCACCCACCAGUCUGUUAGGAGGUGAUAUUGUGUCUCGCUCUUCUCCUCCAGAUAAUGGUGAUAAAGGUUUAGCGGUUGUGGAACCAAAGAAGCGGAAAAGUGCUAGCUUAGAGCUGCUACCGUGGCAUAAAGAAGUGGCACAUGGUUCCCAAAGGCUCCAAAAUCUCAGUACCGCGGAAGAAGAUUGGGCUCAAGCUACAAAUCGGCUUGUUGAAAAGUUGGAAGAUGAAACUGAAAUGGGUGAAGAUGGGCAACUGCUGCUACGCUCACGAAGAAGGCUUAUCUUGACUACACAGUUAAUGCAGCAGCUCCUUCGCCCCCCUCCGCUGGCCAUCCUCUCUUCAGAUGCCACAUCAAAUUAUGAAAGCGUGACAUACACUGCCGCAAAGUUAGCAUUAGGGGACGCAUGCAGCCUGAUUUCUUCUUACUCGGGAAAUGAUUCAGAUGUAGCUCCUGAGAAUGGAAACACGACACCUACGAGAAUUAAAAUUACAAACAGAGCGUGUGAUCUGCAUUUCUCGGAGGUGGUGGAAAAUUUCAUUUCUAGAGCAAAGAAGCUUGAAAGUGAUUUAUAUAGAUUGGACAACAGGGCAUCGAUUUUGGACUUAAGACUGGAGUGCCAGGAUCUAGAGAGAUUUUCAGUUAUCAACCGUUUUGCCAAGUUCCAUGGCCGUGGUAAUGUGGAUGUGGGUGAUGCUUCUGGGUCAGCUAUACUGAAAACAGCCCCACAAAGAUAUGUCACAGCCUCUGCAAUGCCUAGAAAUGUUCCUGAGGGGGUACAAUGUCUCUCACUUUAAUCAUUAUAUAUUAGGGGGCUUACUCUUUAAUGUACUUCGGCAUCAGUAUCAAUUUUUUCAUCAGUAUAUAUGUAGGCUUUCUUGUAUAUUAAUUUUUUAAAAGUGAUGGAGUUUCCGAUUCAA
Papaver somniferum (opium poppy) is the source of this 6043-nucleotide messenger RNA. RefSeq lists its product as uncharacterized. The coding region runs from base 584 to 5920 and encodes 1778 amino acids. NCBI's taxonomy places the organism in Eukaryota, Viridiplantae, Streptophyta, Magnoliopsida, Ranunculales, Papaveraceae. The record is from RefSeq and is a predicted model, not a curated record. The transcript is spliced from 12 exons.